Molecule: messenger RNA, 1900 nt
Organism: Anguilla anguilla (European eel)
Lineage: Eukaryota; Metazoa; Chordata; Actinopteri; Anguilliformes; Anguillidae
Product: UDP-glucuronosyltransferase 2B20-like
Exons: 2
Coding region: 142-1737 (531 amino acids)
Molecular function (GO): UDP-glycosyltransferase activity
Source: RefSeq, a predicted model, not a curated record
GUUUACUUUUCCACAGUAUGACGUCGCAGCCGUAGACUACCUCGUACAGUUCUUUAAGCAAAGGUAGAGAAUACAGGUUUUUACCUCUGUGAAUCUACAGCAAACCGUAGGAUACACUGAAAGCGGUAAACUGACAGCAGUAUGAAGACAUUUUCGAUUUGGUCAUCUGGCCUUGUGAUUUUCCUGUUCUCCCCACUUAUCAUCACUGUGUGUCAUGGUGGAAAUGUGCUUGUGUUCCCGACCGAAGGGAGCCACUGGGUAAACAUGAAGAUCCUUAUUGAGGCUCUGCAUGCUCGGGGGCACAAUAUAACGAUUGUACGCUCAGACAAGAGCUGGUACAUCGAGGAGAAAUCUCCCCUUUACAGCUCCAUUACCGUGCCUGUGGAAGAGAGCAUAGAUGAGGAAUUUAUUCAAAAAAUAAUCAUGCUAGGAUUUGACAUUCAAAGAGGAAAAAUCUCUGUGAUGAACUUUGUCAGCAUGCAGAUUCAGAUAUUUGGCGCAAUCACCAAAGCUCAUCACAUGGCGAGCAAAAUCGCAGAGGCAAUUUUCAAAGACAGUAUGUUGACAAAAAGAAUUCAGGAAAGCCAAUAUGAUUUAGUUCUCACGGAUCCUUGCUCGGGUGCUGGGACAUUAUUGGCAAAGUACUUUAACCUGCCUUUGGUUUACAAUGUGAGAUGGCUGCCCGUCGGAGAGGGGCACUUUGCCAUUGCGCCUUCUCCAUUAUCCUACAUCCCACUCACGGGAUCUGGCUUUUCGGACAUGAUGUCCUUCACUGAACGGAUCAGAAAUGUGAUUUUCUAUUUGCUUAUGCUCUUUCAUGAUAUGUCUCUUAUCAGGCCUCAUUACCAAGCUGUGUGUCACCAGUACCUUGGCCCAGAUGUGGACUUUUACUCAUUAAUGCAAGCAGCUGAUCUCUGGCUUAUGAGGGUUGAUUUUGUUUUUGAAUUCCCUCGCCCUACAAUGCCCAAUUUUGUGUACAUGGGAGGGUUCCAGUGUAAGCCAGCCAAGCCUCUGCCCCAAGACCUGGAGGAGUUUGUGCAGAGCUCUGGAGAACAUGGAGUCAUUAUUAUGUCAAUGGGUACCUUUAUUGGUCAGCUUCCCCAUGAUAUAGCAGAAGAGAUAGCUGCUGCUUUUGCCCAAAUGCCUCAGAAGAUCAUCUGGAGGUACACAGGAGAAAGGCCAAAGACUCUGGGUAACAACACCCUAUUGGUCAAAUGGAUGCCACAGAAUGAUCUCCUGGGCCAUCCAAAGACCAGAGCCUUUGUGGCGCAUGGAGGAACCAAUGGAGUUCAAGAAGCCAUUUACCAUGGCAUGCCAGUAGUGGGAAUCCCAAUAUUCUUUGACCAAUAUGACAACCUCCUUCGACUGCAAAUUAGAGGAGGAGCUAAGAUCCUCGAUGUACUAACUUUAAACAAAGACAUCGUCCUCCAGGCCUUACAGGAAGUGCUCAAUGAACCAUCCUACAGGAUGAACAUGCAGAGACUUUCCAGGCUGCACCUGGACCAGCCAAUGAAACCAAUGGACCGUGCAAUGUUCUGGAUUGAGUUUGCCAUGAGACACAAAGGUGCUGCUCACCUGCGCACAGAGUCCUACAAGAUGCCCUGGUAUGCCUACCACUCAGUGGACGUUAUAGUGGUGUUAUUGGCUGCCGUGCUUCUUAUCUUACUGACUGCUGUUGCUAUCAUCAGAUGUUUGUGCUGCAAGGCAUGCAGGGCAAGAAAAAUAAAAUAUGAUUGAAUGUACUGUUAUCUGAUUGUUAUCUGCUUAAAAACUUCAAAGAUUUAAAAAUAAAAGGCAUUGCUGAAAAUCUUUUAGAUUUAACGACUGCCAAGUUAUAUUUGUACCGAUCUGUAGCCUAUUAGUGUAAUUGAAAAUGCCUUUUAAACUCUUUUGAACCACA